GAUACAUAACUCCUAGUAAUAGGGUUAGGCCUGAAACUAAAGUAAUUAAAACAAAUUGGAUCUGAAUGAAGUUUAUUUUCAUUAAAAAAAUAAAAACUUCUGAAAAUAUUAAAUUAGAAUUAAAUUUUCUUCAGAUUUCCAUUUCCCUACUCAGCAAAAUCAUAAAGCAAAUAUCUUGCAGCAUUUACGCCAGCUUUUUUCAUGUCUUAGGAAUUUCAGAGAGCAACCUUACUUGAAACAACCUGAUAACCUGAUAAUUCUGUUGAAAAUGUACAUCAGUAUAAGUUAAAGUUGAUUUUUAAGAUCUACUCAGUAAUAAUACUAAGUACUUAGCAUCUGCAUCUACCUGGACCACAGUCCUCAAAAACGCCUCAGAAAGGAAGACAUUACUCAGGAAUAAUGUCCAUUCAGGAGAAAUCAAAACAAAAUUCCUCCAAAGUUACUAAAGAAAUUGAAGAUGCGAAUUUAGAACUAGAAAUUCAAAGUUCUCAAAACAGUCUAGCAAAGAAACCAGGUUCCAAGGAAGCUGUAAAAGCACUGGUUAGAUCUUCCACCGAGAGUGAAAUAAAUCAGCCUGAAUUGGGAACACGAAUGAAUACAAGGUCAGCAUCAGCAGCUGAUAAAAAUGCAACUAAAUCCAUUAAUAAUAAUAUGGUAACUGUGAAGGGACAAUCACAAGAAUCUACAAAAAAGAAGAGAUUAUGUCAGGAAAAAUUAGUGCUUGGAACCUUCAAAGGAAAUGAGCAACUUAACCGGAGAUCACAAAGACUACAACAGUUAAGUGAGUGUUCAACCAGGUCUUUGCGCAGUAGAGAGAUUCAGAGUCAAAUUCAGGCAGUUAAACAGAAUUUGCAGCCAACAAGAAGAGAACAGUGUAACAGUACUCAAAGUAAAUCUAAUAAAGUUACAGUAAAUCAAAAGCAUGUGAAAAGAAAAGUGCUUGAAAUAAAGUCUGAUCGUAAGGAGGACAAAAAUUCAGUUACGAAUGAAGUCAUAAAUUCUCCCAAAGGAAAAAAGCUCAAAGUACAGCACGAGACAGCCUAUACUUGUAGUUCUGAGUGCAUUUCAGGAUCUGAAAAGUGUUUCCAGAAGACUGUUAGAAAAGAAGAAUCAAAACCUGUGCCUGUAACUUCUGAGAUUAGAAAAUUAAAAACAGCUACUUCAGUGGUCUCUAAAAAGAGUGAACCAAGGAAAUCAGCUCAUACUCAAGUAAAUACUAGCACAAAAUCCCCCCAAAUUCCACAGCCAUUAGUGCCUGAACAAAGUACUGAUCCUGAAUUGGAGCAAGCUGGAAAGAGCAAGCGAGGUAGCAUUCUCCAACUUUGUGAAGAAAUUGCUGGUGAAAUUGAAUCAGAUACUGUAGAGGUGAAAAGGGAAUGGUCACACAUGGAAAGUGUACAGGAGGAGAAGCCUACAGAAGUCAAACCGGAAGGGACUGAUGUUGAACGACAAAUGCUCCAUCAGAAAGAAACAAACCAGGAUGUGCAGUGUAACCGUUUCUUCCCCAGUAGGAAAACAAAGCCUGUGAAAUGCAUACUAAAUGGAAUAAAUAGCUCCACUAAGAGGAACUCCAACUGGACUAAAAUUAAACUUUCAAAAUUUAACUCUGUGCAGCAACAUAAAUUGGAUUCUCAAGUAUCUCAAAAAUUGGGCUUAUUACGAACUGGUUUUUCACCACCAGUUUUAGAAAUGCCUCAUCCAGUGUCUCAAAGUACAUUUUUAGAGAUGAAACCACAUAGUAAUGUAACUUGCCAACAGGAUAAAAUGAAAGGAAUUAAAUCUGAAGAAGUUAAAAUUAAUAAUAUUGCAAUUGAAAUUAAUAAAGCCACGAAAGGGGCUCCUGGAAAUUGUCAUUUGGAUAAUCAUAUUAAACCCUCUCCUGACUCACCAUUGGAUAAUCAGAUGAAACAUUCUUGUGAGUCAGCACCAGAUAAGAAUUUCAGCUUAUGUUCAGCAUCUGAGGUGGAGAAUAGCUCAUUAGAAGACACUGCUGCUGCUUCAGCUCUUCCCAGUCAAGCAAAGAUUGAUGGAGACAGAAAGUUUCCAGGUUCAACUCCUAAGCAGCCUCAUAGUGUACUCAGUAAUGAAGCGUCUAUCAACAGCAAGCCCAGGGAUAUACCACCAAAUCAUUCUCAGCUGAAGUAUAAUUCUCAUUUGGAGAUAACAAUUCCAAAGGCUUUGAAACUGAAAGAAUCAGAGAAAGUGGAUGAAAAACAGCUUGUCAUAGAUGCAGGACACAAAAGAUUUGGAGCAGUGUCCUGUAAUAUCUGUGGAAUGCUUUAUACGGCUUCAAAUCCAGAAGAUGAAACCCAGCACCUGCUUUUCCACAACCAGUUCAUAAGUGCUGUAAAGUAUGUGGGCUGGAAAAAAGAAAGAAUUCUGGCUGAAUAUCCUGAUGGUAAGAUAAUAAUGGUCCUUCCCGAAGACCCAAAGUAUGCCCUGAAAAAGGUUGAUGAAAUUAGAGAGAUGGUUGACAAUGAUUUGGGUUUCCAACAGGCUCCAUUAAUGUGCUAUUCCAGAACUAAAACACUUCUCUUUAUUUCUAAUGACAAGAAAGUAGUUGGCUGCCUAAUUGCAGAACAUAUCCAGUGGGGCUAUCGAGUUAUAGAAGAGAAACUUCCAGUUAUCAGGUCAGAAGAAGAAAAAGUCCGAUUUGAAAGGCAAAAAGCCUGGUGCUGCUCAACGUUGCCAGAGCCUGCAAUAUGUGGGAUCAGUCGAAUAUGGGUGUUCAGCAUGAUGAGGCGGAAGAAAAUAGCUUCUCGAAUGAUUGAAUGCCUAAGGAGUAACUUUAUUUAUGGCUCAUAUUUGAGUAAAGAAGAAAUUGCUUUCUCAGAUCCCACUCCUGAUGGAAAGUUGUUUGCAACACAGUACUGUGGCACUGGUCAGUUUCUGGUCUAUAAUUUUAUUAAUGGACAGAAUACCACCUAAUCCAGAUCUCGCCUGCUGUACCGGAAGACAUCUUCUGAAGAGAAAGCGUGGCUGCUGACUUUAACCAGGAACUAGGGCCAUUUUAUUACAGUGAACUCAGGACUGGCAACAGCCGUGUGGUUGUUCCAUUUUCAUAAAAUUGGAAACAAUGCAGUAAUAGCUAUUAUUGUUUUGUUUUUUUAAAGAAGAUAUUUUAUUAUCUUUUACAGAAAUUUAUGAUUGUAUUUUAUCUAUAGUUAUUUAGACAUGUUUACAUGCAGCAGAUAAUUGUUCAUAGUGGACUGAAAAUUAAUGCAAGGACUAUGGUCUCAGUGAUAAGUAUAUUUUGAAGUUCUUAAUAUGGAAAUAUACCAGUGUAGCUUGGUACUGUAUUUUUUUAUAUUGAUCUGCUGAUACCAGUUAUAGGUUUAAAGAUUGUAUUUUCAGAGUGGAAACCAAUGUUUUUUGAGUUAUUAUUCAAGGACAGUACAGUAUUACAUGCUUAAGAAUUUGAAGCUACUAAACCAUACUCUAAGAAAAUCCCUCAGAAAAGGAGAGCUCCAAGUGAAAGAACUUACAACAAUCUCUGUUGCUUACUUUUCUGUCACUGAUGGAGGCAGUGGGAAGCUCUCUCAUGUGGCGCCAUAAAUGACGAGAGUCACAAAGAACUACAGAAUAGUUGUAAACUAAACGUGGGUGGCUUGGUAUCUGCGUUGGUAUUCCUCAGAAACACUGCACUGAGUAUACGCCCUCAUUACUGGACUUCAUUUUGAUACUUGUCUAUCCUUCAUAGUGCCCUCUACUUUUAAAGGGUUUAUAUGUUAAAAAACUGCUGUGGCCUUUUAUGACCUGUAUAUAAUGUAGAAUAAAAUAAUAAAAUUCUUGAUA
This is a messenger RNA of Peromyscus eremicus (cactus mouse), 3795 nucleotides long. It is a transcript of the gene Esco1, whose product is annotated as establishment of sister chromatid cohesion N-acetyltransferase 1. The record is from RefSeq and is a predicted model, not a curated record. NCBI's taxonomy places the organism in Eukaryota, Metazoa, Chordata, Mammalia, Rodentia, Cricetidae. Gene Ontology annotation, biological process: mitotic sister chromatid cohesion. Bases 400 to 2928 code for a protein of 842 amino acids. The transcript is spliced from 9 exons. Gene Ontology annotation, molecular function: protein-lysine-acetyltransferase activity. Gene Ontology annotation, cellular component: nucleus; chromatin.